Guillardia theta CCMP2712 is the source of this 609-nucleotide messenger RNA. RefSeq lists its product as hypothetical. The transcript has 9 exons. The record is from RefSeq and is a predicted model, not a curated record. Gene Ontology annotation, molecular function: protein binding. Bases 1 to 609 code for a protein of 202 amino acids. NCBI's taxonomy places the organism in Eukaryota, Cryptophyceae, Pyrenomonadales, Geminigeraceae.
AUGUCCAAAUGGAGUUCUGGGUUGCUUGGCUGUCUUGACAUUCCUACUGAAAACGCUCUUGAUCUGGGAUUGGGUGUGUCUGCGUUCCCAGAGGCAAUAUGCCCAUGUGUGGCUUACUUUCAGAUCCGAAAGAGGAUGGUGGAGUCAGCUCCGGAUGAGGGUUUGUACCUGAUUCAAAGGCUGUUCGGGAAGGAUGCAAGUGCCGACAAGCAUGCGAUGGGCCUGACGGAGCUGAACUCGGUCAUGCUGGAUGCCAUUCAGCGAGGAGAUUUGCAGAUGUGCAACGCUAUGGUGAAGCAAGGGGCGAAUGUCAACGUCACAGACCAUGCAAAGGCGACGCCGCUUAUGUUCGCCGCUCAGAACCGACAGCUCGAGAUCUGCGCGAUCCUGCUCGAGAACAAAGCUGAUGUGAACGCUAAAGACCGCGGGGGGAUGACAGCUUGCCAUAGGGCAGCACUUGUGGGGGACGUGAAGGUUUUGGAGCUGCUGAUUAAGAAGGGAGCGAAGAGAGGGAUAGAGGAUGGCUGGGGAAAGACCCCGAUGGAUACGAAGGAGAAACUCCAGCAGCUCGUUGGGUUUGGUGUUGACGAUCCUCUCGUCAUGCAGUGA